UCCAUUGUAGAACGCAUCUACUUAACGCAUAGAUUGACUUUGUGGAAUCCAAAGAACUACAAAUACGCAGUCGCAGUUUGCUGACCUUCCGUGGUACUCCUCAAGCAAGCAUGGCAGCCGGGGCACUGGCGAAAGGACUUCUGGGGCUACGACAGCUACGGGCUGUUACAAUCGGAUACUCCUGUGGCGGACAUCAAUAUGCCACUGCAGCGUCCGUCAAAUCACCUCAACCUCAAAUUGACGAUGUUACAGAAAAAAUAAUGAACCUUCCACUUGAGAAGCCGGACUUUUUCCGUGUGUCAGAGCUGUUCUCGUUGAAAGACCUGUUUGACGCCAGAGUCCAUCUUGGCCAUAAAAAAGGUUGCAGGCACAGGCUUAUGGAGCCUUACCUCUAUGGCUGCCGUUUGGACCAAGAUAUAAUAGAUCUCGACCAGACUGUGGAGCACCUUCAGCAAGCCCUGAACUUCACUGCCCACGUAGCGUAUCGCGGCGGCAUCAUACUGUUCGUCAGCCGCCGGCGUCAGUUCGGCCACCUGUUGGAGAGCACUGCUAAGGAUUGUGGGGAGUACGCCCAUACGCGGUACUGGCAGGGUGGCCUCCUCACGAACGCCCCCAUCCAGUAUGGCCCUGGAGUCCGCUUACCCGACCUCAUCAUCUUCCUGUCCACUCUCAACAAUGUGUUUCAGCAGCAUGUGGGAAUCAGAGAUGCAGCGAAGAUGAACAUUCCCACAGUAGGUGUGGUGGACUCAAACUGCAACCCCUGCCUGGUGACGUACCCUGUACCCGGGAAUGAUGACACUCCAGCCGCCAUGGAGCUGUACUGUCGCUUAUUCAAGAUGACUAUCAACCGCGCCAAAGACAAAAGGAGACAGAUGGAGCUAUUGCAUGGCCUGUCGGCACCCUUCAAACCAAGCUCAUGACAUAACCUAUUCCUAAAUAAGAGACAUUAAAUAAAUGCAUUUUAAAUAAUUAAGGACAUCUGCUGCUCUCCUUCAUCAUGCCUCUAAAUUUGGAAAAGUGCUGAUGCUAGUGUUUGGGGCGGAGUUGAAUUCGCCACAGUGCUGUCUUGAUUUAAGACUCAAGUUCUGCGUAUAUAACUCAUAAAAGAAUUUUGUUUUUCUGACAUGGUUUUCGCGUUGUAACGUAACAUUUUUCGCAUAUCUGACCCUCCAAAAGAUGAUUCAUGUAGCAGCAGGUUUGUACAGAUUCAACUGUUGCGCACCACUGACAUGGCAAUGACUCUGUUUACAUGGACUCGGGAUUAAAUCUAACUCAGACAGCA
Xiphias gladius (swordfish) is the source of this 1282-nucleotide messenger RNA. RefSeq names its product mitochondrial ribosomal protein S2 (gene mrps2). Gene Ontology annotation, cellular component: mitochondrial small ribosomal subunit; ribosome. The transcript is spliced from 4 exons. The record is from RefSeq and is a predicted model, not a curated record. Gene Ontology annotation, biological process: translation. NCBI's taxonomy places the organism in Eukaryota, Metazoa, Chordata, Actinopteri, Istiophoriformes, Xiphiidae. Bases 111 to 920 code for a protein of 269 amino acids. Gene Ontology annotation, molecular function: structural constituent of ribosome.